Molecule: messenger RNA, 426 nt
Organism: Dermacentor silvarum
Lineage: Eukaryota; Metazoa; Arthropoda; Arachnida; Ixodida; Ixodidae
Exons: 2
Coding region: 1-426 (141 amino acids)
Source: RefSeq, a predicted model, not a curated record
AUGAACACUCUUGCAGUGGCCGUCGUCCUGUGCUCGCUCAUCGCCGGCGCUCUGGCCGGCGCAGUGGCUGAAGGUGGCUACGGCGGCGGUGUGGGCACCGGUGUGGGCGGCAGCGUCGUGCUCCUCAACUCCGGUGGCCAUGGCCAUGGAAAAGUCGUGCUGGGGCCUUCGUUCCUAGUCAAGACGGUUCACCAUGUGAACAAAGUCAGCUCUGGCGGCGCGUUGGUGGCACAUUCAGGCCUGAGCGGUACAAAUGGGAACGGUGGAUACGGCAGUGGCGGACUCGUCUACAUGCCAGUCUACGGUCUCGGCCUCGGAGCCUUGGGAGGUGUUGGAGCUCUUGGAGGCUAUGGAGGCUAUGGUGGCUAUGGUGGCUAUGGUUUCUACGGAGGCUACGGAGGCUAUGGAGGUCACGGUGGAUGGUAG